Oncorhynchus nerka (sockeye salmon) is the source of this 1175-nucleotide messenger RNA. Its product is annotated as rho-related GTP-binding protein RhoG-like. The transcript has 2 exons. Lineage: Eukaryota; Metazoa; Chordata; Actinopteri; Salmoniformes; Salmonidae. The coding region runs from base 153 to 728 and encodes 191 amino acids. Gene Ontology annotation, biological process: engulfment of apoptotic cell; cell chemotaxis; motor neuron axon guidance. The record is from RefSeq and is a predicted model, not a curated record. Gene Ontology annotation, cellular component: cell projection; cytoplasmic vesicle; cytoskeleton. Gene Ontology annotation, molecular function: protein kinase binding; GTP binding; GTPase activity.
GGCUUCCUCUUCAGCGAACACACACACUUCCUCCACUACAGCAACACUUUGCUUGACUGCUGUGAGGCUCUCAGACAGAUUGGCUAUAUGUUCAUACGAAACCUGCCAGUAAAGAUAGUAUGUUUGGUGUCUGAGACAGUGAAGGGGCCAGAAUGCAGAGCAUCAAGUGUGUGGUGGUAGGAGACGGUGCAGUGGGGAAGACCUGCCUCCUCAUCUCCUACACCACCAACGCCUUCCCCAAGGAGUACAUCCCCACUGUGUUUGACAACUACAGCGCCCAGGUGACUGUGGACAGCAGGACUAUUAGCCUCAACCUGUGGGACACAGCAGGCCAGGAGGAGUACGACCGCCUGCGCACCCUCUCCUACCCUCAGACCAACGUGUUUGUCAUCUGCUUCUCUGUUGCCAGCCCCCCCUCCUUUGAGAACGUCAAGCACAAGUGGCACCCAGAGGUCACCCACCACUGUCCCAAUACACCCAUUCUGCUGGUGGGCACCAAGAAGGACCUGCGUAAUGACUCGGAGGUGUUGAAGAAGCUUAAAGAUCAGAACCAGACGACCAUCACCCAACAGCAGGGCAUCGCCCUGGCCAGGCAGAUCCAAGCCAUCAAGUACCUCGAAUGCUCUGCCCUCAACCAAGACGGAAUCAAAGAGGUGUUCGCUGAGGGUGUGCGAGCCUUUCUCAACCCACAACCUGUCGCCACCAAGAAACCCUGUGUGCUAUUGUAAAGGCAGUAGAGAUACUAUCACGUAUGCAAAUCAAACAGAACAAUAUUAAUUAAUUGAAUGUGUGUAAACCAUUGGAGUUGAUUUUAUUGUGAAAUAUGUUUUUGUUGUACUGCUGAUAACAAACACUGCUAUAUCAAGACUUCCUUGAGACAAGGGGAUCAUUGAGGCAGAGCCAUUGGCUCAAGAUGGAUGCCUCAAAACUGAGCCAAUGUUAGGUAGGCAAGACAGGCCUGGGUCAAAUGCUGUCUGCAAGAAUCCUUACUUUUGUAUAUCCAUUAUUUUUCCCCCUUCCUUUAUAGCAAUUAACCAAAAAGACCUGAGACUUUCUGAUGAGGAGAUACAUUCUCUCAUUUAUCAGUGCUUGUAUUGUUGUCACAUUUUGACAUGUAUGGCCUUUACAAAAAUAAUUAAAACAUAUCAGGAAUUUAAAUAUCCAUACUCCCAUAA